Molecule: messenger RNA, 2225 nt
Organism: Zonotrichia albicollis (white-throated sparrow)
Lineage: Eukaryota; Metazoa; Chordata; Aves; Passeriformes; Passerellidae
Source: RefSeq, a predicted model, not a curated record
GAUGAGGAAGGGGAGGCCAACAUGAAGCCUGUCAUAACUCCUUCAUCAUCCACUGAAAGUGUGAACAAGGUGCCUGUGGUGAAGGCCAAGGCCACUCACAUCAUCAUGAACUCCCUCAUCACAAAGCAGACUCAGGAGAGCAUCCAGCGCUUUGAGCAGCAGGCAGGGCUGAGGGAAGCUGGCUACACACCCCACAAAGGCCUCACCACUGAGGAGACCAAGUACCACCGGGUGGCUGAGGCAGUCCAUAACCUAAAAAUGCAGAAUGGAGACACAACAAAAGAUGACAAACAGAAUUCUUCUGCUCAGUCCACUCCAAGCAGCACCCCCCACUCCUCCCCCAGGCACAGAAACAGGGGUUGGUUUAGUCAGGGAUCCUCUACUUCUAUCACUGGCUCAGACUUUGCUAUGGAAGGUGGUGGGGACAGAUCUGAGAGAUGGAGCUUUUUUGGACCCAGAGCUGUCCAGAAAUCAGUCAGUGAUGCAGGAGGAUUUACCAUUCAGUCCUAUAAGGGUGCCCAGAAGCCCUCCCCAAUGGAGCUGAUGCGUGCUCAGGCUACAAGGAUGACAGAGGAUCCAGGCACCUUCAAGCCACCCAAAAUGGACAUUCCAGGCACAGAUGGGAGGAAACAAUCUCCACGUUCCCACAAUAUCAAACCUCGGGAUCUGAACGUGCUCACUCCCACUGGGUUCUAGAGGAAAGCUUCCAGUGUCUUUAGCAGGCUACAGGGUGUCUUAGGCUCUGCUUCCCUGUCCUGUGUGCUGCACUAAAGUAGGAAAGGCUCCUUUUCCAGCUCUUCAUCUCAGAAAAAGAAACAGUCCUGAUUGUCCUGCUAAAGCCAGUCUUGGAAAAACUCUUGCACUAUCCUAAGCCAAUGUAAACCGUCCUGUCUGCUGCACUGCACUGGUUUGGGCUGCCAGUGCUUCCCAGUACACCCCACCACAGUGAAACCCUGAGCCUGUUUAUUUUGGACAGGUUUCCAUGUGGUGUGUGAGCACCUGGCUUUAUGCCUGGAAUCUGAUUGUCUUGUCCUGCUCAGUGCUGAAGGACCCACAGGAGGACUGGUUCUGUCAAGAGAUCAAGCAGAAAGCAAUGUGAACAAGCAGGGACUGAAAACUGGACCAUCAACUGCCAGAAGGAAGAUGGGGGGUGUGGUAGGUCAGUAUAAAUGUGGCACUCCCUCACUAUCCAGUGUGACCACGUUUUUUGUUCUUGGAGUGUUUUUUAAAGGGAAAAGGGACUAGUGACUAUUCUAAGAUGCUCUCAUUGGAAAGGCAGAGAGCAGAAUCUAAUGGAGCUUUGAAGUAAUGAGGAAGAAUUAAUUUUCUUCCAACUCUUCAUGUUUCUCUAAGAAGGUGGAAGUAAUCAAAGCUGGUGUGGUUUGAAGCAAGUAAUCCUCUCUUUGUUCUGCAAAACAGCCCUAUCCUGUGUCCUAGACAGCAGAUUUGCACGUGUUCUGGCACUCUGGAUGCUGCUUGAUUUGUUUUUGUUGGUUUGGUUUUUCCUCCUGGAAUUGUAUAGAAUGUAUUAGACACUGGGAACACUUUUCAGACAGGGUAUUGUGUUUUAUCAGCAUUAAGUGUGUUCUGCAGGGCUGGGGAAGGACUGAGGGCAGACCAAGGCUGAACAUUCCUCCCUGCUAAGGUCCAGCUGGAUGUGAUCCCUAACCUAGUCUGAACCAGUUCCUGGGAACAGCUAACACCAGCUUUCAGGGCAAGUGGAAGGACCUCCUGCCUACCAUCUAAUCCCUUAAGCAUGAUAGGCAGCAUUGCUCUGCAAUCCUCACCUGUGCUGUGGCAAAUGGAUCUGCUCUUGGUCUCACCAUGGUGUUGCAGAGUCCCUCCGCCAGCAGCAGCCUUGCAUCUGGAGGUGGAAGCUUCUCUGUUGCCAGGACAUUCUACAGAAGUUCCUUAACAGCUGGUAACUGUUGAGCUCUGGAGAUUCUCACUUAAACCAAACACUCUCCCUGAGGCUGCCUUGGCUGGCUGCUGGCCCCUCUGAGCAGCACAUUUUGUAGCACUGCUUUCUCUCGAGCUUCAGCAGCACUGCCAGUGAUGUGUUGUGUGAAAGUUCCCCACCAAACCAGCAGUUCUGUCACCACUCAUUUGCACCUUGGCAAUCAGGCUCUCAUUUGACAUUAAUUUAUUUGUUGACUGUAUUCAUGUCUCCUAAUGUGUAUGUUUGUUUUGUUUGUUACAGGACAAUAAAAUCCUUGUGGAAUGGA